UCCAAUCGGAAUCGAGGCAAUAUUUCAGUGCAAAAUUUGAACCCUGGCGCAGAAACAACAGACGAGACGACGCUCUGAAGUUUAGAUAGAUGAUUGUCUUUCGUUUUAUGCAAUUGCGUUUGAAUAGAGGUAUUUUAGGCAGUACUUUUUAAAAUUUUAACAGUGACUUUUGAAGGUGACGUACAACCAUGAGGAGGAGUGAAGUCCAUGCUGCGGAAUCCGUAGCAUGUCUGAAUCAAGCCCUGAACCGGUUGAAGGCCAUCUGGGAGGAAAUAGGGAUCCCAGAGGAUCAGCGAUUGCAGAGGACAGAUGUGGUAAAGAAACAUAUCAAAGGCUUGCUGGACAUGAUGAUUGCAGAAGAGGAUCGCCUCAGGAAGAGAUUAAUGAACAGCAUAGAGACCUGUCGAAAAGAGCUGGAUGUCCUGUGCACCGAUCUUCAACUGCCCCCUUUUGAGGAGGACGAGGGGAGGACGAUGCUACAGCUGGAGAAGGACAUCCGUACCAGGUUGGAGGUGUUGAUGAAGCAAAAGAGCCAGAGAAUGAAGGAGCUGAAGGCCUUGUACAAGCAGGACCGGGAGCUGUGUGACGUCAUGUGUCUGGUGCCCUUCUCUAUUGACACGGACUCUGUCCCGUCGCUGGAGCGCCUCGAUGAGUACCGCUCAUACCUGGUCGGUCUCGCCAAAGAGAAGGAUCGUCGUCACGAGGAGUUUGUGGACAUCAAGCGUCAGAUCGUUGGGUGCAUGGAGGAGCUGGAUCGCCUGCCGGACACCAGCUUUGAGAGGGACGUGGUGUGUGAGGACGAGGAGGCCUUCUGCCUGUCCAACGACAACAUCGCCGCUCUCAGACUGCUGCUUGGGCAGCUGGAGGAGCGCAAAGCGGAGAAUGUUCGGGAGUGCGACUCGUACCGCCGGAGGAUCCAGGAGCUGUGGGAGAGACUGCGGGUGCCGCAGGAGGAGAGGGAGGCCAUGGCUGAACACAGGCUCCACUCCAGGAAGAAGAACAUGAACGCUCUACAAGCAGAGGUUGAGCGCCUGGAGGAGCUGAAGAGCCAGAACCUGAAGGAGGUGAUGGAAGCCAUCCGGACUGAGCUGGCUUUGUUCUGGGAGAAGUGUUACUACAGCUUGCAACAGAGACAGGACUUCACGCCGUACAUCGACGACGUGUUCACAGAGGAGCUUCUGAACCUGCAUGAGAUGGAGCUCCAGAGUCUGAAGGAGCAUUACGAGAACCACCGGGAGCUUUUUGAGGGUGUCACCAAGUGGCAGGAGAGCUGGACUCUGUUCCUGGAGCUGGAGAAGAAGGCAACGGAUCCUUCUAGAUUCAACAACCGGGGAGGGAAUCUGCUCAAGGAGGAGAAGCAGAGGGCCGACCUCCAGAAGAGCCUGCGCAAGUUGGAGAAGUCCCUGAAGGUCCAGAUAGAUGCGUGGGAGGAGGCGCAGAACAGGGAGUUCCUGGUGAACGGACAGAAGUUCCUCCAGUAUGUAGAGGCGCAGUGGGAAGUUCUGCGCCUUGAAAAGGAGAGGGAGAAAAUCGACCGGCAACAGAAGAAGAGUCAGCAGAUGGAGCAGGACCUGAUGUAUGGCACGUCUGUGAAGACACCCUCCAAAAGACGGCUGGCUGGGACCCCCACACCUGGCAAAGCCAGGAGGGUAAAUCUCAAUGCCACGUCCAGCGUCUCCGGCGCCACUCCCAACAGCACCUUACGCUCGGCCUUCGGAGGGACUGUGUGUCGUUCUCCUUUGCCAAGAACUCCCAUGUCUGCCAACAAGCUCAAUGGCACGUCCACCGUCUCGAGCUCCACUAACAGCACCUUACGCUCAGUUUUCGGAGGAACCGUGUGUCGUUCCCCUGUGCCCAUGUCUGCCAGCAAGCAAAGUUUAAGGACCCCUGGCCGCCUUGGGAGAACCCCCCGCACGGUGGAGCGCAACAAGGAGAACAUGUCCCUGCAGAAUGGCAUGGAUCUCCGCGGUGUGUUGAAGGCCCCUGCUGCUAGCUCUGUCUCGCACUGUAACGCCAGCAUUAACUCUGUCGCCAGCACCUAUUCGGAAUUUUCGAAGGAUUUUGUCAACAUUGAGUCCACUGCCAUAACCAGUGUUGACUGAGUGCAAUCCAGCUAUGGAGUUAUCAGGGAAAGGUGGCGUUUUGAGCAACAUCUCUCAAAAGCUUCCAAAUCUAACAUCAAGACCGGACACCUGAACUCAACUGUCACCC
Molecule: messenger RNA, 2211 nt
Organism: Esox lucius (northern pike)
Lineage: Eukaryota; Metazoa; Chordata; Actinopteri; Esociformes; Esocidae
Product: protein regulator of cytokinesis 1
Exons: 17
Coding region: 189-2102 (637 amino acids)
Biological process (GO): microtubule cytoskeleton organization; mitotic spindle midzone assembly
Cellular component (GO): cytoplasm; spindle; mitotic spindle midzone
Molecular function (GO): microtubule binding
Source: RefSeq, a predicted model, not a curated record